AUGUCGUCGCAGGACUACCGUGUGUCGACAAUCGCCAUCCUCUGCCGAGACUGUAGCAACGACGUCGGACUCUACCCGGGGAAACACAAGUGCCCUCCUCGUCCCGCCAUGCCCGCCAUGCCCGCCAUCCCUGCACAAUACCAAGACCAACAGCAAUCAUCCUACUCAUCCCGGGGGAUGAAUGGUGGAGGUGCGAGUGAGGGUAGGAGACCUCCAGACUUGAACCCUGGGUCAUUGCAUUCCGGAGGUGGUGGGUAUGGAAGCUCGCCAUCAUCUUCGAGCAGGACGCCGACUUCAUCUAGUUUCCAGGAGCGGAUGGGUGGAAGUGGAGGGAGUGGGUCGAAUGCAAGGACGCCGACGGCAAUGUCGUUCCAAGAGCGACUGAAGGAGCGGGACCGAGAGAAGCAGCAGCGAGACCGAGAGGAGCGUGAGGCUGCUGCUCGCAGUGUGCGUGAAGACCUGAGGGGAGAUUCGGGCAGCAACGUGGCAACACCUACUUCAGCAUCAACAACAACCACAACUGGAUCCCUCUGGAACAGGCUAAAGGCCGCCAAGGAAGUCGUCACCGCCACAAUUACAGGAGAGGAGAAAUGGCCUGAAUCGGACGACUCGGAUCAUGAAGGCGAGACACAUGUGAGCAGGAUCCUGCGCGAGUAUGACGACAAACGGGAGGAGGCCGAGAUGGCCAAGAAGAUUGCAGAACUCGAGAUGACACCCUACAACGACUCCAAGUCAUCAUCUCUUUCAAAGGCGACUGGAGCUGGAGCCAAUUCUACCAGCAGUAGUAACAGUGGAUCUGGAAGUAAGAGCCAGUACCUGCGUGAUCGUGAUGCUACCCGUCGUGACCCUUCAUCGGGUGGUGGAGGUGCGGAUCGAGAGGAUUAUUAUGGACGGUCGCUUCGUGCACGAGGACUCGGUGCAGAUGGGGCAACGUCGCCGUCCAUCUCGUCGACGAAUAGCGGUGUUAGCAAUAACAGCUAUGGAUCUUCGUCAAGUGGUGGAAAUCCACCAGCGAGCGCGAAUCGGUACAGGACCACCAGUGAUUUGAGCCGAGACGAUGCAUUGAGUCGGUUGGAGGGCAAGAGCGAAGGCGACAAACUGGCGGCGCAAGUCAGCCAUCUCGGAAGUACAACCCCUCGAGGUGGACGCGCCCACUCGCCUAACCCGAGCUCAAGAAACCGGGAUCAUCAGGAUAACAGUAACGGAUAUCACCAACAGGGGUAUGGCGGACAGCUCUCACCGUCUUCUGCAGGUAAUGGAAACCAGUACUCGUCCUCGGCACCCUCUCAACGAUCCAUCUCGCCAGCCUCGAACCGGAGGUACGAUUCGCCUUCUCCAAGUGGCCCACCACCACAGCAGGGUAGAUAUGUAGCUGCUUCCCCACAGCCCUCUUCGCCUUCUUACCCUAAUAACAACAACAGCUAUGGAUCUCCUUCAAGCCGUGGCGGCGGCGGCGAUCCAUACAGCAGCCGUGGUCAGCCACCACCACAGCAGUCUCGCCCGGGCCCUGGACAAGGAGUUCGUCCGGACUAUGAUCGUCGACCAACUUACCCACCAAAUGGUAGUGGUGGUCCUCCUCCACAACAAGGAGGCACCCUUGGUGCGUACGGACAGCGACAGCAGUACCAGCAGUACCAGCAGCAGCAGAACCAUCAACAGCAGCGCCAGCAGCAGUACUCUUCCAACAACUACUUUUAG
Molecule: messenger RNA, 1698 nt
Organism: Linnemannia hyalina
Lineage: Eukaryota; Fungi; Mortierellomycota; Mortierellomycetes; Mortierellales; Mortierellaceae
Source: the annotation of a GenBank genome assembly